GUAGAUGGUGAAAAAUUCGUGGAACUGCUUGAAGUAAACACAUUCAAUAAACAUCGGGUUCAGUCGGCUUUAAACUGCGCAGACAAGCGGUUCAUUAUUCAUUUUAUAGGCAAAUAUUGGCGUAAUUUUUUAUAUUUUCAAUUUCGUUCAAACACAAACAAAAAAAGAAUUUUUCGUUAAAUGGCGACUUGUGGCAUUGGUUUAUUGUCACCGUUGUGUAACGUGUUGUUUACGUUGAUACCAACAAUUCUAAAUACACUGACUGGUGUGUGGCCAGACGAUUACGGAAAUAUUGCUGUCGAACGCGGUUCGGAUGUGUAUGACUUCAUUAUUGUCGGAGCGGGAACAUCUGGAUCGAUAGUAGCUAGUCGUUUGAGUGAGGUGCCAAAUUGGAAAAUUCUUCUCAUUGAAGCGGGUGGUGAUCCACCGAUACAAUCACUUAUUCCUGGAUUGUUAUUCAGUAUGGCAAAAACUCCAGUGGACUGGCAAUUCUACGCGAAAUCAACAUCAGCUUGUAAAUUAGCACCUGGAGGCACUUGCUAUCUACCUCGAGGAAAAAUGUUAGGUGGUUCGUCAUCAAUUAAUUACAUGUUUUUUGUCCGUGGCAUUGAAGACGACUACAAUGAAUGGGCCAAUCUUGGUAGCUCUGGCUGGGAUUACGAAAGUGUUUUACCGUACUUUAGAAAAUUCGAAGGAAAUCAAAAUAAAAAUUUUGUUGCAUACGCCAAUGGAAGAUAUCAUAGUGCAACUGGACCAUUGAAAAUAAGUUCCACUCCCAUAGCUUCGAUUGAUGGAGCAAUCGCUGGCUUACUUCGAGAGGCUGGUGUUCAAUUCAUUCCCGAUUUAAAUGCCGAUUACAAGCUUGGCCAUACAUUCAUUCAACUAUUUACAUCAAAUGGUCUACGCAGUAGCUCAGCAAGUGGAUAUCUCAGUCCAGUAUGGACUCGAUCGAAUUUGCACGUAAUAAAGCAGGCGUAUGUCACGAAGGUUUUAUUGAAUGAUAAAAAUGAAGCGUAUGGAGUGGAAUUUCUAUACAAAGGACAAUACAAAAUGAAAGCGUAUUCGAAAAAAGAAGUGAUUGUUUCAGCGGGAGCAAUUCAAAGCCCUACACUGUUGAUGCGUUCGGGAAUCGGACCAAAGCAGCAUUUGGAGAAGCAAAAAAUUGCUUGCAAAGCAGAUUUACAUGUUGGUGAAAAUUAUAUCGAUCAUGUGUACGUUCCAAUGCCUUUUAUGCUCAAUAUUAAUCAAUCACCGUUGCCGUGGACAUAUACAAUCAACAGUGUGCUUCAAUAUGUUCUAAGCAGAACUGGACCACUCGCUUCACCGACAUUUAUAUCAUCACAUAUUAAUACGAUCAAUGGAACUGGAGCGCCUGACAUUCAAUUGAGUUACGGGAAUUUUGCACGUGGCACUCCACGGAUGAUUAUCACUGGCUUCCUUCGAUACAGUAACUUUGAGCAAUUCAAUGACUUUCUUAUCAAUAUUAAUAGCCAAUAUGAUAAUUCAUUGGCUUUGAUUACAUUGCUCAAGCCAAAGUCACGCGGUUUUAUACGAUUGAACGAAUGUGAAAAGUGCCCAGAAGCAACUAUCAAUUCCAACUACUUAACUGAUCCCAGAGAUAGAGCAACAAUGAUGCGAGCAAUAAAAUACGUACUAUCAACAUACACUUCGGAACCAUUUAAGAAGAGAGGCGCGUCACUUAUUCGAAUACCAAUUCCAGAAUGUGAUGAACUUGAGUAUCUGUCGGAUCCUUAUUGGGAAUGUUAUAUGACAUACUUAAGCAUCGCCGGCUCACAUCAAGUGGGUACUAGUAAAAUGGGAACUGAUCUAAAAGCUGUCGUUGAUCCACGGUUAAGAGUCUAUAAAACCAAAAGACUGAGGCAAAUUGAUGCUGGAGUAAUACCCGUUCCAAUUAGUGGAAACACCAAUUCCGCUGUGUCAAUGGUAGGCGAAAGGGGAGCUGAUAUCAUCAAAGAGGAUUACUUGAACUAAUCAUUCCUUUAUCAAAAUAUAUUAUGUUCGGUUGAUACUGUGCAGAAUUUUUUUUAUAUUUUUGUUUGGUUUAACGUUUCAAGAUUUUUUCAACGAUUUAUUUUUAAUGCUUUCCCUCGAUUUUGAAUUAUACUUUUUUUUUAAUUCAAACUUUCCUCUUAUCUAAUUCUUCUGUACAAAUCACGAUAAAUGAAGUCAAAUCCAGCGACUGAAUUCCAGUCAUAUGAAUCAUUUAAUUCCAUCAGAAGCUUUUCAUUGCCAACCCGGCUAUCAAUAUUUCACUUUUUCACGAUUUCUUUUCCUUCUUUUCGCAAUCGAAAUAUUUGAACCAAAAAAAAAUGCUAUUCCAAUCAAAGAAUUUUAACAGAGAGAAAAACGAAUCUCAAAUUCAACUUACUGUCCGUCGAGCGUGAUUGGAGGUGUAACUGGAUAUUGUUGUAUCGCGCUGGUAUUGGUUACAUUGACGAUCAUUAGUUUAACGUCUGGAUUUUUGGAACCAGGCGUUGGAUAUCGCACCGUUCGCGUCUCUGGAAACGAUGUACUACCAAAACUGUGCACAGCCAUAACAGCGCCGGAAUCAAACCAAGGAUAAACCAUUGUCCCGACUUGAGUGUCAUUAAACGACACAUACAUAAGAUGUGAUCCAUCGUCUGAGCUCCAAAUUGCUUCAGGUGUUGUGAAAAUUUCCUCUGUACAUCGCAUUUGGGUUGUUGUUGUUGUCGAACGGCAACGAAGAGAAACGGCAAAGAGAACGACGACGACGACGAUGAUGACGAUGACAAAUGCAGCGAAUCGUGCGCACGUAACAAAUGAAAAUAAAAAGCAAUCGAGAUAAAGUAAAUGUUAUUCUUUGUUGUUGCUAUUACAAAAGUAUAUAUCUAAAAUAUAUAUCCGAGACAAUAUGAGAACAAUACCGGCUGCUGACUAAAUAGCACAAUUUGCUAUGCUUUAAAUUUUUUUCUUCUGUUCUUCGCUUUGCUUCUCUUUUUUAUUUCGUUUUGUGGCGGCAUAAUGCAAUAGCCGCUCGCGUGAUACGCUAAGCGCAAGCGCAAUACGUAUGUGCGCUAAUUUAAAUAAAGUCAGUCUUAAGUCUACAGUCUAACCUAACAGUGGUCUUGUUAAUUGUUCACACCCAUACAGCAGGCCAUCUGAAGUCUCUGACUUCGGAUGGCCCACCAAUCAUCAAUAAGCCUCUUCAGAUAAUAUAAUAUGGCGAGUUUUGGUACAAGAGCCAUUAAAUAACAUCAAUUUUAAAUACGAAAAUGAUAAAAUCAAGUAUUAAUAAAAUCAAGCGCAUUUGUGAUCUGUGAUUCAUCGACGAGAAAUCAUUCAGUUAACAUCGAAUAUUGGACAAUUGUCAAACAUAGAAAAGGCAUAGAGGUUCUCAAAGAUAGUGAAAAUCUGCACAAUUAGAGCGAAAUCGUGAUGCUUAAAGAAAAAUCAAUAAAUUAUAUGUGUAAUAAGCCACAAAUUUUACGCGCAGAAAUAAAAACACGAACAAAAAAAAAAGAGCAGAAAAAAAAAAUGAAAUUAAAACGAAUGAAACCUACAGUUAUUUUGCUUGCAUGGACAAAAUAUACAAAAGUGAAGCGAAGGUGACAUUGUAAAAUCGCGUUAUAAGGUGCUUUAUAAAAUAGCAUUAAACGAAACGAUUACAUUUCAUUUAAAAUCGAAUGCAGCUACGUUUCAAAAUUCCAACAACAGUUAUAUAUAAUUCACUAUAACUGCGAAAAUCCGCACAAAGAAGAGCAUGCAAAUGAAAAAAAAAACGAUAAAGCGGUACAAAAGACAAUAAAAUACAUUAACUGUAGUGGUGACGUAUGUUCUAUGGACACUGUAUACCUGCGACUGCGUUAACAAACGCGAAUAGAUAUGUGCAACAUAAUUAAAGUAUAGUGGGGUGAAGUUCAAAGAAAAAAUAUAAUCAUUUCUUUUUGAUUUCUUUUGAUUUCUUUUAAAUUUCUCAAUUUGAAUGAAUAAUUUUGAAUAUUUAAACAUUUUAUUGUGGAUUUUCUCUGAAUAAUUAUUUUUUUUUUAACGUACGAAAUCAAUACACAAAUUUUUACAAAUAUAUUUAUAUCAAAACAUAAUAGGGUAAAAUAAUAAUUAUGGGCAAAACAAGCGUGAGAAUCACUUUAGAUGAGCCAUUCUGUAGAAAGGAACCAAGACUGGUCAUAAGAAAUAACAGUGUCUUGGUGAAAAUUGGGUUACAAACAAUUUUCGAUUUUGAAUUUUUUGGAAAAUGAAAAUAAGUUUUGUAUCGAGGCAUUUUGUACAAAGCUCCAAUAUUGCUCAGAGAUACACGGGAUAUACAAACAUCAAAUUGCAAUAAAUUCAAUCAUUUUUUCGUAUUACACUGUUGAGGAAUUUUGUGAGAUAACGCAAAAUAAUCUUGAUGGAAUGGUAAUCAACAUUAGGAAAAGUGUAGUAAUUAUUCAAAAGAGAGACAAAAUAAAAAAAAAAACUCGAAAUCCUGAGAAAUCAUGAGCAUUGGAACCAUUCGAACGCAAGCCAAAUUUACAUUAAAAUAAAGAACAAUUAUUUGUGGCCGGGUAUGAAAAAACACAUAACAAAAAUGGUUAAAUCAUGCGAAAUAUGUAAUUUAACAAACAAAACGGAAAAUCAAUUCAAAUUAUAGGGAAAAUCUAUUCGACUAAAUCAAUAUUCUCGACUUAUUCGAAUUUUGGAACUGAGAAAAUACUCUUCCAUUUCAACUAGUGGAGGAGAUGGGUACCAAUUACUGGUACUGAUGAUGAGGGGAUUUCACGCAAAUUUUGAUUUUUUUCGGAUUUUCUUUCAUUUUUAUCAUUUUCUACCAUUUUUUUUGAAUUUUAAACUUAUUGUUGAGGGGUACGUAUUCUUUUGUACAUGAUGACCAAAUUCAUGGUUUCAAUAAAAGCGGUUCGGUAAAGCAUCAUCCCAUGGAAAUUUUCAAUAUUCUUAAAUAAUUAAUAUCUUCUUAGUUGUCCUUGUCUUUUACCACAGUGACUUCAACACUGCGGGUGAACAUAACCACGUGUUUCGUUAACACGUGAUAGAAUAUUUUUAUUGCUAUGUCUUGUGCUAAUGUUGAUUGUUUGCAGAAAUGUCGCUACCAAGAUAAAAAUAUUGAUUUGAUAAAAACAAAUUGCGACCAAAUUAUCUUUCCUUUCGUUUUCCUUUUCUUUCAAUUCCAAGUAAAUAUUCUGCAUUUCAACUGUAUUAAAAAUAUUAAAAAUAAAUUUGAUUAAUGAUUUUGACUUCAUGACCACGUCGAUAUCAAGAGAAUUGAAACUAAAAUCUCCACUAAAAAUUU
Molecule: messenger RNA, 5287 nt
Organism: Sitodiplosis mosellana (orange wheat blossom midge)
Lineage: Eukaryota; Metazoa; Arthropoda; Insecta; Diptera; Cecidomyiidae
Product: glucose dehydrogenase [FAD, quinone]-like
Exons: 3
Coding region: 181-1992 (603 amino acids)
Molecular function (GO): flavin adenine dinucleotide binding; ecdysone oxidase activity
Source: RefSeq, a predicted model, not a curated record